Octodon degus (degu) is the source of this 1442-nucleotide messenger RNA. It is a transcript of the gene Nsun5, whose product is annotated as NOP2/Sun RNA methyltransferase family member 5. Bases 22 to 1425 code for a protein of 467 amino acids. The transcript has 10 exons. Gene Ontology annotation, molecular function: methyltransferase activity. The record is from RefSeq and is a predicted model, not a curated record. Gene Ontology annotation, cellular component: nucleolus. NCBI's taxonomy places the organism in Eukaryota, Metazoa, Chordata, Mammalia, Rodentia, Octodontidae. Gene Ontology annotation, biological process: rRNA base methylation.
AGUGCGCGUGGCAGCAGGAGCAUGGCUGUGUACGCGGCUGCGGCGACGGUGCUGGCUGGGGUGGAAAACCGCCAGGGCUCCCUCAAGGGGCUGGUGUACGCCAGCAACUUCCAGAACGUGAAGCAGCUGUACGCGCUGGUGUGCGAGACGCAGCGCUACUCCGCCGUGCUGGACGCCGUGAUCGCCAGCGCCGGCCUCCUCCGCGCCGAGAAGAAGCUGCGGCCGCACCUGGCCAAGGUGCUAGUGUAUGAGUUGUUGCUUGGCAAGGGCUUUAGAGGGGGCAGAGGACGAUGGAAGCCUCUCCUGGGCCGUCACCAAGCGAGGCUCAAGGCUGAGUUGGCGAGGCUCAAGGUUCACCGGGGUGUGAGCAGGAACGAGGACCUGUUGGAAGUGGGGUCCAGGCCCGGCUCAGCCUCCCAAGUGCCUCGCUUCGUGCGGGUGAACACCCUCAAGACCUCCCCAGAUGAUGCGGUGGAUUAUUUCAAGAGGCAAGGUUUCUCCUACCAGGGUCGGGCUUCCAGCCUUGAAGACUUGCAGGCCCUGAAGGGGAAACACUUUGCUCUGGAUCCCUUGUUGCCUGAGCUGCUCGUGUUUCCUGCACAAACUGAUCUGCAUGAACACCCACUGUACCGGGCAGGUCACCUCAUCCUGCAGGACAAGGCCAGCUGCCUCCCGGCCAUGCUGCUGGCCCCGCCACCCGGCUCCCACGUCAUCGACGCCUGUGCUGCCCCAGGCAACAAGACCAGUCACCUGGCGGCUGUUCUGAAGAACCAGGGGAAGAUCUUUGCCUUCGACCUGGAUGCUAAGCGGCUGGCGUCUAUGGCCACUCUGCUGGCCCGCGCUGGAGUCUCUUGCUGCGAGGUGGCCAAGGAGGACUUCCUGGCAGUGUCACCGGUGGAUACACGCUACGCGCGGGUCCAGUACAUCCUGCUGGACCCCUCCUGCAGUGGCUCUGGCAUGUUGAGCCGGCAGCUGGAGGAGCCCACGGCAGAGCCGCCCAGCAAGGAGCGCCUGUGUGCCCUGGCAGCGUUUCAGCUUCGAGCUCUGCGCCAUGCGCUCACUUUCCCAGCGCUGCAGCGCCUUGUCUACUCCACGUGCUCCCUGUGCCCGGAGGAGAAUGAGGAUGUGGUCCGGGAAGCCCUCCAGCAGAGUCCAGAGUCCUUCCAGCUGGUGCCCGUCCUGCCCUCCUGGCCACACCGAGGCCUUGGCACCUUUCCAGGGGCUGAACACUGCCUCCGGGCCUCCCCUGAGACCACGCUGACCAGUGGCUUCUUCAUUGCAGUGAUUGAACGGACAGAGGUGCCAAGCCUGGCCUCUCCCAGCCCAGUGCCGAAGAGGAAGAGGCGGCAGAAAGCAGUGGCCAGCGUGGGCACACAGGUUGAGGGCAGUGAACCACAGGGAAGGAAGCUGCCGAACAUGUGCUGAGCACUACUGCCUGGCAG